CACGAGGUGGUGUCUCCGGGUGCUUAGUGGGCUCCUGUGGAAUCAGAUGGGAAACAAAAGCAGAAGUGGCAGCCGCUGCAAAUGUGGGAGCCUGUGCCAUUAGAGGGAAGCGAUUGUUAAUAAGGGCCUGCGAGACCCGGGUUUCCUUGGUUUCCAUGACAGUUAUUAGAGCUGAGCUUGGCAAAGCAAGGAUAUGAACAAUUAUACAGGUGGGCUACUCGGGGGGAGUGAAGAUAUAAGGCAUCCAAACAGGUAUUGGCAACCUGCAGCACUGUAAAAAUGCCCCUCCAACAGAUUUCUGUAGUUCCAGCGCGGGAGACUGCCAGCAAUGGGAGAAGUUCAAUGGGCAGAAACAAAGAGAAGAGCAAGGAAGUCGAGCUGUAUAAGCCAGUGUUUGCGAGAGUUGGGAGGCCUGGUUCCCAAGAAUCUGAAAGAUAAUGUGUUGCUGAGGAUGUUCUAUGAGCAUCAUAUUGCAAAGUGUGGAUUGCUACCUGAGAUGAAUGGUCCAGAUCUUCAGUGGACUUGGUUCCAGUUGACACUUCAUCAGUCACCAGUUAAAUACUUGCUUCAGAAUGACAAAUCCCCAGGGCGUUCCACAAGUCGUUCAAGUAACAUUUCAAAGGCAAGCAGUCCUACAACAGGAACAGCUCCCAGGAGUCAGUCACGGUUGUCUGUCUGCCCCUCCACUCAGGACAUUUGUAGAUCUACUACCUUGCAUGAUUUGUCAGAAGAUGAGCUUGAACAUGCAACCCCUGUCAUGGUGCUGACCCCUUCUAAUAGGGAGUCUGGUAAGAAACAAGUAAAACGAAGGUUUAGGCGGAAAAGAGAGACUGGAGACAAUGGUGAGUAUUCAGAAAAGCAAGGAAAGGGGAAAGACUGUAAAUUGCAUCCUGAGCCUGCGAGAUCCGGCUGGAAUGCAUCUGAUUCAUCAUCAUCUUCAGAUGAAAGUCAGUGGGCUCAGGCUAGGAAGAGAGCAAGAGAAAAGGCCAGAAUGCCCAGGAGAGGGAGAAGGAACAAUAAAUCAUGCAGUAAUCAGGAUGGGUCCUCAAACAAUAAUGGUAUUGAACUUGUGACCUUGGGAACAAUGGGGAGAAAGAAGCAAGAGGUGUCUGACCCUGAGAAUCCUACUUUAAGUCACCGCCGAAGAAGAGUUCCAAGGCUUAAGGAAUCACAGUCUUCAGCAUCAUCUCAGGAAGCAAGGAUUUCCUCAAGAAAACGUGGGAAAGGCAAAGGGAAAGGUUACUACAGAGAUCAGCAGCCUGCAUCUUUCCUUAGACACAAUAAAGUUUCAAAGGACUGCUUUGCAGAGGCAGGCUCUGGCAGUGACGCUCUGGCAGUCCCAGAUAACAGAGCACCUGCUGGGGCAGGGCCCGGUGUGACUGAUGCUGUUCAGAAGCCUCCAGUGUCGUAUGAUGACUGGUCUGAUGAUUUAGAAGUAUGCAGGAUCUGUCACUGUGAGGGAGAUGAUGAAAGUCCCCUCAUCACACCAUGUCGCUGCACAGGGACCCUGCGCUUUGUUCAUCAAGCCUGCCUGCACCAGUGGAUUAAGAGCUCAGACACACGCUGUUGUGAACUCUGCAAGUACGACUUUAUAAUGGAGACCAAGCUCAAACCUCUUCGGAAGUGGGAGAAACUACAGAUGACAACAAGUGAGAGGAGGAAAAUAGUUUGUUCAGUCACAUUCCAUGUAAUUGCAAUUACCUGUGUUGUUUGGUCACUGUAUGUUUUAAUUGAUAGAACUGCUGAGGAAAUUAAACAAGGCAAUGAUAAUGGUGUCCUUGAAUGGCCAUUUUGGACAAAACUCGUUGUGGUGGCCAUUGGAUUCACGGGGGGCCUGGUUUUCAUGUACGUGCAGUGUAAGGUUUAUGUUCAGCUGUGGCGCAGGUUGAAAGCCUACAACAGAGUGAUCUUUGUUCAGAACUGCCCAGACACUGCCAAAAAGGUGGAGGAGAAGAACUCUUCGUGCACUCAGACCUCGGAUGUCAAGGAUGCAGUGGUGGUGCCAGUAGCACAGACAGGUACAAACUCUCAGUCUGCAGCUGAAGAAACAUCAUCUGCGGUCAUGCCAGUUUGACAGAGACAGCAUUGUUUCUUCCUUGCAGAAUAAGGCAUAGUGUUUUCUACACUACAAAUGCUAAAAAAGAGUAGAAAUGACUGUGCAUUUUUUCAGUUAAAGAAAACAAAAAACCACACAAAAACCAAAACCCUGCAAGGAAAAUGGAUCCAGCAAAGCAACCUGUUACUGUAUGGAAUGUGACUGUCUGUGAAGUAGUUUCUCAACUAGUCAGCAAGUGUAGUGAAAGUGGAAGUGUAGAAAGUGCAAUAGAGAACAGGUUUAACAGACAAUGCCAAACCAAUGUAACAAGAUUACUUUUUUUUUUUUUUUUUAAAUUGGAUGGCUGGGAAAGUAGAAACAGACCUGAUAUUAUAAUUUUGUUUACAGAAAACAAAAAACUUUUAUUUGUUUACUACUAAAAGUUGUAUUUGUUAUUUAUCUUCCUAAAGAUAGCCUUCAAAACGGUACCAGUGGAGUUAUAUGCAUUAAUGGAAUCAAAGACUACAGAGCUGUAUCACAGCACUCACUCUCUAAGCCUUGUACGGUAACACAAGUUCGCAGGACUGCAGUGGAGCCUGAAUGUUUGGGCAGCUGUGUCAACUAAGGCUAUUUGAAACAUUUGAAGGGUAGCAUUGUUUUUAAAUAUGCCUGAAUUUUUGAAAAGUAAGCAAUUUCAACCAGUAUAAACUCAUGUCUCCAUAAGCUACAGAUAUUUCUUUUAAGUACAGCUGUCAGCAAAAUAAGUACAGGAAGGAGGGAAUGUGUAGAUACAUAUUUAGAAGAGCAGCUCAGCUGUUAUUUUACUUUGUAAGAGUGAAUUAGACAUAACUUGAGGCAGAACUAUAAAUUAAAAAUUGCAGUUUACCACAGAAUCACACAAAAGUAAAUUGCAUAUUAUCAAAGGUCUGAAAGAGGAUGAUAUAUAGGGAAGAUGGAAGCCAUUUUUAAUUUAAUUUUUUAAGAUUCAUGAUACAGAAAGGUAGACAUAAGAGAAUAUACCUGUGUAUCUUAAGAGAACAUUAGUUUUUAUCUCCUUUUUCUGAAAAGUUAGUUUUUACCUUCCUGACUGAAAAAAUAAAUCAAUGGUUUCACUCUGUACAGGUAAACUUGAGGUGUUAGAGAUUCAACAGUUCAGUUGUUAACUUCGUGUUUUGAGCAUUCUCAUAUAAAAAUGAAGUGUGAAUAGCAUUAAAGAGUGCAAUAGAUAAAUGAAUGUAGAUAUAAUACUGUGUCCAACAGGGUGAAUUAUAUAUAAAGAACCAAUUUUGUGAUUCACUUCUCAUAUCUGUGAUGUUUACCAUCAGGACACAACAGCAAGUAUUGACUUGGAGUAGUUAUGUACUAGCGUGGACAAGUCUGGAGCCUGAAUGUAAUGUAUUUUUUUAAAAAAAAAGUUAAAACUUUUUUGAUCUUGUGUUUAGGUGAAGGAGGAAAAGCAAACAAGCAAAUAAAGAACCAGAGUAAAGAGGAUAGGAGAGCACAGGUUCAUUCAAAGAGGGCAAUCUGCCAAAUCAUGAGUGAACUAGACUUCUACAGAAGCCUUGCAAUUGCUAAUGGUAAAUUCCCUCUUUACACACUCAGAUAUCUACAAUCAUCCCAUUCUUGCAAAUGUCCAGGGUGCUGGGCCUAAGAUGUAUUGGAGUUUAUAUAUUAGGCAUUCCUUUGUGAAUGUAUUUACUGGCUUAAGGCUCGGGGAAUACUGGAAGUAGCAGUAUUAGCAAGACGUGUUCAGUCCGUUAUGUUCUUUUGUAUCAGAAUUGCUCAUGUAGUUUGUCUGUGACUAAGUGACUGUCACCUCGCUAGACAGGACACACAGUUUUGGUGAACAGGCCCUAAGUACAUAUUAAUAUUUGCUCUAAAUUACUCCAGGCAAAUCAGAUUAAUGUUUAAGUAUUUUCACAACACACUUUUCAUAUAAAGUAACUUUCUAAUUAUACAAUUGCGAAUUGGAAUUGUAGCAGCUUCUCAUUUGAAAUGACACACAAGAGUAACCAAAUCUGUUUAUAAUUGUGGUGGAGACUUCAGGUCUUCACAAAAUGAUGACAGUACUAAGGAAUGCCUCAUAGUACAGGCAUGGUUUUCAAAACGAGUAAAUCUACUUGCUAAAAUGUAAAUCUUAUGAUACCUGAAGUUAGACACUUAAAAUUACUAGCUGCAUAUAAAUGUUUGGAAUGAUGUUUACAAUAAAACCUGAUGAAUCAUAGCAAAAUUGACUGACAAGGAACAUUAUUAAUGGAAGAAAAUUAAGAGCUUUCUGAAAUAAAAUUUCUUACUAAGUGACAGCAAUCCUGCUUCGUUAGCCAGCUUGUUCUUUGACCUGCUGUUGUAGCAUCGUGACCCCACUGAAAGUACUUUAUUCCCUAUUUUAUAACAGUUUACUGGAGAUUAAUUCACAUUGUUUUUUUCUUGAACAAGUAUAAAAUUCAACUCAAAAGAUACCUGAGGCUUCUGAAAGCAGAUCUGUAGCAUCCAACAAGAUUAAUGUACAUUUUUAAAAAUUCACCGAAGAGUUGACAACAGAACAGACAACUAGCAAAAUUUUAUACUGACUUCAAAAUCCUAUUGUGGCACUCAUGUCAACUCCAUAUGCAACUGAGCUUACAGUUAGUAAAAUAUAAUGGAGAAAGACUUCAGUUGACAUUCUUCCUCUCUUUGAAAUACUAAUUUGGACAGCAGGAAAAGGAGCAAAAUGGGACACUGUCUGCUGAGACAAUGGGACAAGUCAGCAGCAAAAGAGAUUACAGCAGGCUUGAAGCAGUCUUUAACCUUUUAAAGUAUUACAGUAUUAGCCCGUGCAUCCCUUUCUCAGGUGCUGUGGAUAUUCUACAGCUUUCAGGGAUUUCAUGCAGGAUUGGAAUUUAUUUUGGAAGCAGCAUGCAACCUUUUCAAGAGGGCAACAUACCUUGGAUACAGGUCUGCAUGAAUAAGGAAGGGGCAUGAAUACAGACACUGCAGCUGCUUAUCAACCAAUGUUUUUUCAUUCCUACACAAAGCACAAUUUUCUGUAUCAAUUUAAUAACCACAGGUUUCUGCAAAAAGAGUAUACUGAAUGUUUUAAGACACAUUCUAAGACUUUUUAAUGAAAAGAUUUAUCAAAUAAAGAUCCAUAUCAAACUGCCUGUAUAGCCAACAGUGCACCUCAGGCAAAUAUGCCAAUGGUGGAAUUUAUCCUGGCUAAACCCACAAGGGCAGAACCUUGCUCUAAGCUGCCAUUACCAAGAAGAGCUUAAUCUGCAUUCUUGUUUAAGCAAAAUUUUAAUGAAGAUAGGCAGAAGUAAUCUGGUGUCAGAUCAGAUCUGGAAUUUUAAACAAGAUACUCCUAACCUGUGAAUGUGCAUGUUUCUUUUCCUGUUUUAAGUUACAAGCAUUAUAAAGUUUAUUUCAAACUGUCAUAAACAUACCACUUUUGACUAUCAUUAGCAUUACAAAAAUUCUCAACUAGUCCUGCUGUGCCAUUCACACACUGCUCUAUCUGAAGGCAGUGUUUAUUUUGUUGUGUAGAAAUAAAUAGUAAUUCCCCAUUACCAGAACAAACCAUUUAUAAUUUCUAAUAAUGCAAUGAAACUUACUCUAUGAUGAAAAUACUUUACUGUGUAUAAUAUUUGGAACUACAAGUUUGUGUUACUUGUUUAACUCCCUCUCUUUUGCAAAAGAAACAUUGUAUGUUUUUGUGGGUGAAUGUGUACUGAAAGACAGAAGGUAAGGGAAACAAAAGUAAUAUAUCUGCUUAUUGUUGUGAAAACAAUGUAUUUGUAUUAAACAACUGAC
Molecule: messenger RNA, 5824 nt
Organism: Athene cunicularia (burrowing owl)
Lineage: Eukaryota; Metazoa; Chordata; Aves; Strigiformes; Strigidae
Gene: MARCHF1
Product: membrane associated ring-CH-type finger 1
Exons: 9
Coding region: 329-2074 (581 amino acids)
Biological process (GO): immune response; antigen processing and presentation of peptide antigen via MHC class II; protein polyubiquitination
Cellular component (GO): cytoplasm; late endosome membrane; early endosome membrane
Molecular function (GO): ubiquitin protein ligase activity; MHC protein binding; zinc ion binding
Source: RefSeq, a predicted model, not a curated record